Messenger RNA from Canis lupus familiaris (dog), 2479 nucleotides. RefSeq names its product acyl-CoA oxidase 3, pristanoyl (gene ACOX3). Gene Ontology annotation, molecular function: fatty acid binding; pristanoyl-CoA oxidase activity; FAD binding. Bases 252 to 2354 code for a protein of 700 amino acids. The record is from RefSeq and is a predicted model, not a curated record. NCBI's taxonomy places the organism in Eukaryota, Metazoa, Chordata, Mammalia, Carnivora, Canidae. Gene Ontology annotation, biological process: fatty acid beta-oxidation using acyl-CoA oxidase; lipid homeostasis. Gene Ontology annotation, cellular component: peroxisome. The transcript has 18 exons.
CUGUCCGAGCUCAGGACGUUUAGAAUGAGGAUCCUCUGUCUUACCUCUUCUGCACUGCCCCCCUCCAUACUCCUCCUGUUGCUCCACCACCUUGGGUGUGGCCUGCAUAACUGAUUCCUAUACCAAGUGAGUACCUCCAGCACCACUGGCUCCUCCUGGUUCCCUCAGGACAAGGAGUGAAGAGUAACACCUUGGAUUUAACACUGUCUGCUUCAGAUUUCUUCAUUGGUGCCUCAGGCUGACACCCAGUGAUGGCGUCCCCAUUGGAAGGCGGUGCAGAUGCCUUGCUGCUGGAUCUCCCCAGGGGGCCCCUACAGGCCUACCGCGCCCGAGCCUCCUUCUGCUGGAAGGAGCUGGUGCUGUUCUUGGAAGGCGAAGACGUGCUCCGCCUGAAGAAAACCAUCUUCUCGACUUUGGAGAAUGACCCGCUCUUCGCUCGUUCCCACGAGGAAGAUAUCUCCUUGGAUAGGUACCGGGAGCUGAGCUUCCUCCGCUGCAAGCGAAUCAUGGAGUACAACCUCCUCCCCUUGGAGGACAUGGUAGCGAACCCUCUGUGGUUUCAGGUGUUCACCAACUGCCUGGGCAUGUAUGACUGGUCCCUGGCUAUCAGGCUCUUGCUGAAUAUGGUGACUUUUGGAUUAGCAAUAUACAACUUGGGUUCUGAAAGACAUUUAAAGUACCUUCCAAAGAUCUUCAACAUGGAGAUUUUUGGAUGUUUUGCCGUGACCGAACUCAGCCAUGGGAGUAAUGCCAAGGCCAUCCGAACAACGGCCCACUAUGACCCCAUUACCCAGGAAUUCAUCAUACACUCCCCUGAUUUUGAAGCUGCCAAAUUCUGGGUGGGCAAUAUGGGCAAGACUGCUACCCACGCUGUGGUGUUCGCUCAGCUGUACACACCGGAGGGCCAGUGCCACGGCCUGCACCCCUUUGUGGUACAGAUUCGGAACCCCAAGACCCUUCUUCCUAUGCCAGGGGUGAUGAUUGGCGACAUGGGGAAGAAGGUGGGACUGAAUGGUAUAGACAACGGAUUUGCCAUGUUCCACAAGGUUAGAAUUCCUCGCCAAGACCUUCUGAACCGGAAUGGAGAGGUCACCCUCGAGGGUACCUACGUCACCCCCUUUAAGGAUGACCGGCAGCGCUUCGGAGCAUCCCUGGGCACCUUGUCCAUGGGCCGGGUCGCCAUUGUGGGCAUGUCCACCGUGAACUUAAAGCUGGCUGUCUCUAUAGCACUUCGUUUCUCGGCCACUCGGUGUCAGUUUGGGCCAUCAGAUGAGGAGGAAGUCCCGGUGCUGGAGUAUCAGAUGCAGCAAUGGCGCUUGCUCCCCUAUCUGGCGGCCGUCUAUGCCUUAGACCACUUUUCUAAAUCACUCUUCCUGGACUUGGUGGACCUUCAGCAGGGCCUCAUGGGGAAAGACCAGAGUGCCAGGCAGGCAGAGCUCGGACGUGAGAUCCAUGCCUUGGUGUCGGCCAGCAAGCCCCUGGCCUCAUGGACUGCCCAGAAGGGAAUUCAGGAAUGCCGGGAGGCGUGUGGAGGACAUGGCUAUCUGGCUGUGAACCGCCUGGGUGACCUGAGGAAUGACAAUGACCCAAACUGCACGUAUGAAGGUGACAACAACAUCCUCCUGCAGCAGACCAGCAGCUACCUCCUCAGCCUGUUGGCAUCCCGCAUUGAACGUGGUGUGCGCCUAGAGAGCCCUCUGAAGACUGUGGACUUUCUGGAAGCCUAUCCUGAGAUCCUUGGUCAGAGGUUUUCAUGCCCCAGCAUCAACAGCUGCUUGGACUCCUCAGUCCCUCUGGCGGCAUACGAGUGGUUGGUUUGUUACCUUCUCCUUGAGAGUUACCAAAAAUUAAAUGAAGAGAAAAGAUCAGGAAGGAAUGACUUUGAAGCAAGAAACAACAGUCAGGUGUACUACUGCCGUCCCUUGGCUCUGGCGUUCCUGGAGCUCACGGUGGUGCGGAGGUUCCACGAGUACACACACCAGCCCAGCGUGCCGCCCCCGCUGCGGGCCAUACUGGGGCGGCUCAGUGCCCUCUACGCCCUGUGGACCCUGAGCCAGCACAUGGCCCUGCUCUACCAAGGUGGCUACUUUUCUGGUGAGGAAGCAGGAAAAAUGAUCCAGAACGCCAUCCUGACCCUGUGUUCACAGCUGAAAGACGAUGCGGUUGCCCUGGUGGACGUGAUCGCCCCUCCCGACUUUGUCCUGGACUCACCGAUUGGCAGAGCCGACGGCGAGCUCUAUAAGAACCUCUGGACCGCUGUCCUUCAGGAGAGCGAAGUGCUGAAGAGGCCAUCGUGGUGGUUGGAGUUUACUGUAAAUAAGCCCCGUGUAGGAAGUUUGAAAUCAAAGCUGUAAAGAUGUGGUCUAUAUAUACAACGGGAUGUUACUCAGCCAUUAGAAGUAACGAAUACCCACCAUUUGCUUUGAUGAGGAUGGAACUGGAGGGUAUUAUGCUGAAGGAAGUAAGUCGGUCAGAGAAG